AUGGUUCAAUUCCCCCCGCCGCCGGCCAACAUUGACUGGUCAACAGUAAGCCUCGUCAAUCUGCCCAAGACCAAUGGCCACGUAGAGGUGCGAUUCUCGACCUCGAAACAAACCUGGGGCCAGCCACAGCUUGUCGAAGACCCCUACAUCCGCGUGCACGGGCUGGCCCCGGGCCUAAACUACGGCCAGCAAUGCUACGAGGGCAUGAAGGCCUUCCGGACCUCUGGCAGCGGUGGGGAGGGCGGCGCCGGCGCGAUCCACAUAUUCCGGCCGCACGAGCACGCCGCGCGCAUCCGCCACUCGGCCAGCCUGGUGAUGCUCCCGGAGGUCCCCGAGGCGCUCUUCCUCGAGUGCGUCCGCACGGCCGUGGCGCGCAACGCCGAGUUCGUGCCGCCCGCCAGCGCCAGCGGCGGCAACGGGUUCAUGUACCUGCGGCCCGUCCUGUUCGGCGCGGGCCCCCAGCUGGCGCUGCAGCCGCCCGAGGAGGUCGUGUUCGCCGUGUACGUGGCGCCCGUGUGCACGCCGUACCACGGGACAGGCGCGGUCGACGCGGUGGUGCUGGACGGCUUCGAUCGCGCCGCGCCGCGGGGGACGGGCAGCGGCAAGGUCGGCGGGAACUACGCGCCCGUGUGGCCGCACGCGGCCAAGGCGUAUAGGCUGGGGUUUGGCCUCACGCUGCAUCUGGACAGCGAGACGCGGUCGCUGGUCGAGGAGUUUAGCACGAGUGCCUUCGUCGGCCUCGUCACGGAGGGGGGCAAGAAGGAGUUGUUCCAGCCGGAUUCCGACAAUGCCAUACGGAGCGUCACGAGCGAGUCGCUGGCCACGGUUGCUGAACAGGAAGGGUGGACGGUCCGUCGUGAAAAGGUGCCAUUCACCGGACUUGACCGUUUCUCUCAGGUCUUUGCCGUUGGAACAGGAGCAACAGCGGUUCCCGUGCGUUCGGUGUCGCGCCCAUCCACCUCUGAAAAGUACGAAUUUGCUGCUGGAGAGGCAGGACAGGAGUUGGUGAACAAAUUGCUGGCAGCCCAGCGUGGUUCAUAUCAAGUGGAUGCUUCAUGGUGCUGGGAGGUCAAGGAGAAACCUGGACUUACUCAUGGCCACUCUCAGACGAAUGGUCACUCGGGGUAG
Molecule: messenger RNA, 1128 nt
Organism: Diaporthe citri
Lineage: Eukaryota; Fungi; Ascomycota; Sordariomycetes; Diaporthales; Diaporthaceae
Exons: 3
Coding region: 1-1128 (375 amino acids)
Biological process (GO): branched-chain amino acid metabolic process
Molecular function (GO): branched-chain-amino-acid:2-oxoglutarate transaminase activity
Source: RefSeq, a predicted model, not a curated record